AUGAACAAUAACUGUAAUCUUAUUGCACAAGGCCACUUCACGAAUGGGAGCCAGCCGAUAACGUUUGUGUACACCAAAACGCAACAGACCUUCAUGCAUCCCUGCCGUGCAAUUUGCUCGACUUUUUUCGAGUGUUACAAAAUGAUGAUCGAUAUGAACAUCAAGCAUGUACAUACAUACAAGUUCUUUAACGGAAGAAGUACAGGUGUAGGCUGUAAUAAGUUGUUUAACCUGACUGCCCUGAUUGAAUGUGUUUCCCAGAUAGAAUGCCGAUCCUGCAUGCAUGUGCCAGCGCCAAACAUGGCCACCACCACCAAAAAGCGCCUCACACCCCUAGCUAGCUAUAGCCACCAUGUUACUUCCAUGACCACAUAA
Molecule: messenger RNA, 375 nt
Organism: Volvox carteri f. nagariensis
Lineage: Eukaryota; Viridiplantae; Chlorophyta; Chlorophyceae; Chlamydomonadales; Volvocaceae
Exons: 4
Coding region: 1-375 (124 amino acids)
Source: RefSeq, a predicted model, not a curated record